AUGAGAACUUUAUUCUUCUUAUCAUUUACAGUAUUUACUGCAUUUUCCACAUCUCCGAAUGAAUGUGAACCUGAUGUAGUCAAUUGCUUAUCAUGCAAAGCAGAUGAUACAACUCAAUGUGAAACGUGUGCAACUGGAUAUUAUUUAAACAAUAAUUUAUGCACCGCAUGUACGGCUGGUUGUUCAGUUUGCACCGAUGGAUCUACUUGUUCUGAAUGUACAACUGAAUAUUAUUUGGAAAAUAAUAAAUGCAUAGCAAAAGCGGCGUGUGGUGCUUCUGCAACGGGAUGUUCGAAGUGCAAAGCUGAUACUACAACAUGUCUUUCAUGCACGGCUGGUUAUUAUUUGGCAAGUGGUUCUUGCACAGAAUGUGCAGCUGGCUGCUCAGCUUGCGAUGAUGCCAACACUUGUACCGAUUGUAGUGAUGGAUAUUAUUUAAGUGGUACUACUUGCACAAAAUGUAAAACUGGCUGUUCGGCUUGCGAUGAUGCCACCACUUGUACUGCAUGUAGUGAUGGAUAUUAUAAAAAAGAUAAAACAUGUACUGCCUGUUUCGCAGAUUAUAAAUGUGCUACAUGUGCCGAAGACACAACUGAUAUCAAUGGUAAAUGUACCAAAUGUGAUACAACAACCAAGUACAAAUACAUGAAUGGUAAUAAAUGUGAUGAUUGUGAAACUGGAAAAAUCACAUUAAAAAAUACAUGUGAUACCACUGCAAACGCAUGUGGAAGUGGAUGUACUGCAUGUGUAGAAGUUGCUGGAAGUACAACAGCAAAAUGCACCAAAUGCACGAAAGAAACCGAUUACAUCAAUCUUGAUGAAACAUGUGCAACAACUUGCAAAACUGGUAAAGCAAACAAAGAUACAAUGACUUGUGAAGAAUGCACUAUUGAAGAUUGCGAAACUUGUGAAGCAGUUGAAUCUGCUGAACAAUGCACUAAAUGUGAAACCAAAUACAUAUCUGCCGACAAACUUUCAUGUGUUGAUUCAUGCACCACUGGUAAACCAGUUGAAACUCCAAUCAAAACGUGUGAAGCGUGUGCUACUGAGAAUUGCAAUGUUUGUGAUAAAGACGACAAGUGCACUAAAUGCAAGACCGAUUUCAAUCUGGUGACUGACACUUUGAAGUGUGUUGAGAAAUGUCCAGAAGGAUACAUGAAAGAUAAAACCACAAAUAAAUGCAUGAAAUGUACCGUUGAAGGUUGUGCAACUUGUGAAAAGGUGGAUGAAUGCACUGCAUGUAUGGCUGAAUACACAUUGGAGGGAGGAAAAUGCAAUGGAGCACAUGCUGUUUUCGCAAUUUUGGCUAUAGUCGUUACGGCUUUCUUAUUCUAA
Entamoeba invadens IP1 is the source of this 1335-nucleotide messenger RNA. RefSeq lists its product as hypothetical. Gene Ontology annotation, molecular function: protein binding. The record is from RefSeq and is a predicted model, not a curated record. NCBI's taxonomy places the organism in Eukaryota, Evosea, Mastigamoebida, Endamoebidae. Bases 1 to 1335 code for a protein of 444 amino acids. The transcript has a single exon.